AUGCCUCCAUUUCAUCAACAGACCCAUUCAAGUGCUGGACUGAGUUCAGAGCUUCUUCAGGGAAAGCCUCAAUCAUCAAGCAAGCCAACAGCCAGCUGCCAGUUCCUUCAAUCAGUUGAAAAAGGUCUUGAACAAUUGCAUGACUGUAGAACCAUUGACCAACAACACGUGGAAGAGGUUGAACG
Messenger RNA from Dovyalis caffra, 185 nucleotides. Lineage: Eukaryota; Viridiplantae; Streptophyta; Magnoliopsida; Malpighiales; Salicaceae. The record is from the annotation of a GenBank genome assembly.